Molecule: messenger RNA, 570 nt
Organism: Nomia melanderi (Alkali bee)
Lineage: Eukaryota; Metazoa; Arthropoda; Insecta; Hymenoptera; Halictidae
Source: RefSeq, a predicted model, not a curated record
AUGUACAUGGGCGACCAGGUCCUCGGCUACACUUGCACAAUGUGCAGCAAGUUCUACAAGAUGUGGAGCAACUAUCUGAAGCACAAAUGCGAACCUCCGCAGUUCAAGUGCCCGCUCUGCCCGUUCGCCGCGUUCAAGGCGUUCAUUCUGCACGCCCACCAGGCCGAACAACACUUCAAGGUCACCUCGCCGAACACGGAAAAUCUAUCCUUGCAACAGCUGCGGCAAGACGUUCAAGUGGAGACAGAAUUUAAUGUGACACGUGCAGCAAGAGUGCGGAAAGAUGUCCUAUCGUUGCGCUUUUUGUCGUGUGUGAUGAACUUUAUGGACAGCUUGGUCCGCCAUAUACGCGACAAACACAGCUUGUUCAGAAUUAAAACCGGAUUAGGUUUCCACGUGUGCUGCGAGUGCAAGAAAACGUACAGGUCGAGAAUGGCGCUGAAUCGACAUGUGCGCGAGGAGUGCGGCCGGGUCUUGUACACGUGCCCCUUCUGCCACAGUAUCAUGCCGAUGAAGUUCAACCUGCUGAACCAUCUGAAGAAGGAGCACGGCUGCGUGGCGAAGAUCUAA